AUGAUCUCGCUCUGUCCCUCUCGCUCUGUCCUCUCGCUCUGUCCCUCUCGCUCUGUCCCUCUCGCUCUGUCCUCUUACUCUAUGAUCUCGCUCUGUCCCUCUCGCUCUGUCCCUCUCGCUCUGUCCUCUUACUCUAUGAUCUCGCUUUGUCCCUCUCGCUCUGUCCCUCUCGCUCUGCCUUCUCGCUCUGUCCCUCUCGCUCUGUCCCUCUCGCUCUGUCCUCUCACUCUGUCCCUCUCGCUCUGUCCCACUCGCUCUGUCCCACUCGCUCUGUCCUCUUACUCUAUGAUCUCGCUCUGUCCCUCUCGCUCUGUCCUCUCGCUCUGUCCCUCUCGCUCUGUCCUCUCGCUCUGUCCCUCUCGCUCUGUCCCUCUCGCUCUGUCCUCUCGCUCUGUCCCUCUCGCUCUGUCCUCUCGCUCUGUCCUCUCGCUCUGUCCCUCUCGCUCUGUCCUCUCGCUCUGUCCCUCUCGCUCUGUCCCUCUCGCUCUGUCCCUCUCGCUCUGUCCCUCUCGCUCUGUCCUCUCGCUCUGUCCUCUCGCUCUGUCCUCUCGCUCUGUCCCUCUCGCUCUGUCCUCUCGCUCUGUCCUCUCGCUCUGUCCUCUCGCUCUGUCCCUCUCGCUCUGUCCCUCUCGCUCUGUCCUCUCGCUCUGUCCCUCUCGCUCUGUCCUCUCGCUCUGUCCCUCUCGCUCUGUCCCUCUCGCUCUGUCCCUCUCGCUCUGUCCUCUCGCUCUGUCCUCUCGCUCUGUCCUCUCGCUCUGUCCUCUCGCUCUGUCCCUCUUGCUCUGUCCCUCUCGCUCUGUCCCUCUCGCUCUGUCCUCUCGCUCUGUCCUCUCGCUCUGUCCUCUCGCUCUGUCCUCUCGCUCUGUCCCUCUCGCUCUGUCCCUCUCACUCUGUCCUCUCGCUCUGUCCCUCUCGCUCUGUCCCUCUCGCUCUGUCCCUCUCGCUCUGUCCUCUCGCUCUGUCCCUCUCGCUCUGUCCUCUCGCUCUGUCCUCUCACUCUGUCCUCUCGCUCUGUCCCUCUCGCUCUGUCCUCUCGCUCUGUCCUCUCGCUCUGUCCCUCUCGCUCUGUCCUCUCGCUCUGUCCUCUCUCACUCUGUCCUCUCGCUCUGUCCCUCUCGCUCUGUCCUCUCGCUCUGUCCUCUCACUCUGUCCUCUCGCUCUGUCCCUCUCGCUCUGUCCUCUCGCUCUGUCCCUCUCGCUCUGUCCCUCUCGCUCUGUCCCUCUCACUCUGUCCUCUCACUCUGUCCUCUCGCUCUGUUUUCUCACUGUCCUCUCUCGCUGUCUUCUCUCUGUCCUCUCGCUCUGUCCUCUCGCUCUUGUCUCGCUCUGUUCCAGCACUGA
Knipowitschia caucasica is the source of this 1341-nucleotide messenger RNA. Lineage: Eukaryota; Metazoa; Chordata; Actinopteri; Gobiiformes; Gobiidae. The record is from the annotation of a GenBank genome assembly.